UUUCAGUGUGUGCUGCUGUCUUCGACCAGCAGGAUGCAGAGGUUGUGUGUAGAGAGCUGGACUGUGGGGCUCCUGUACAGGUGCUGGGAGAAGAUGCUUUUGGAAAAGGAGAAGCUCAGAUGUGGACACAAGAGAUUCAGUGUAGAGGAAAUGAGACUCAGAUUCACCUCUGUUCAAAAUCAUUUCAUAACAACAGUUGUUCAUAUGAUAAUUACCAGGGGCUGUUAUGUGCUGAUAAAAUGAAUGUGAGGUUGGUUGGUGGUCACAGUCGCUGUGCUGGUAGAGUGGAGGUUCAUCAUAGAGGUCAGUGGGGAAAAGUAUGUGGGAAUUUUUGGGAUAUGACUGAUGCUGCAGUGGUGUGUAGAGAGCUGGACUGUGGAGAACCUGUAGAUGCUCUGGCUGAUACUCAGUUUGGACAAGGAUCAGAACCAAUCUGGAUGAGUACUGUGUUAUGUACUGGAUCAGAGUCUACACUGAAGAACUGUGGGGCAUCAGGAUGGAGCAUACAUGUCUGUACUCACAAUUCAAAUGCUGGGGUCAUCUGUUCAGGUCAUAAUCCUUCCAGACUUGCUGCUGGCUCUCAUCUUUGCUCUGGGAGGUUAGAGAUACUUCAUAAUCAGAUGUGGGUUUCAGUGUGUGCUGCUGCCUUUGACCAGCAGGAUGCAGAGGUUGUGUGUAGAGAGCUGGACUGUGGGGCUCCUGUACAGGUGCUGGGAGAAGAUGCUUUUGGAAAAGGAGAAGCUCAGAUGUGGACACAAGAGAUUCAGUGCAGAGGAAAUGAGUCUCAGAUUUCAUUCUGUUCAAUAUCAUCAUCACAGAAACACAACUGCACCAGUGACAAUAGUGUGGGACUGAUAUGUUCUGGUUACACAGAUCUCAGGAUGGUAAACAGUUCAGACUCUUGUUCUGGAAGAGUGGAGCUUUGGUUUAUCAAUAAGUGGGGCACAGUGUGUGAUGCAUGCUGGAAUAUGAGAGCUGCCAGUGUCCUCUGUAGACAGCUGAAUUGUGGGAUUGCUGUGUCUGUUGUGGGAUCAGACUGGUUUGGAGAGGGAAGUGGUGAAAUCUGGGCUGAUGUGUUUGAUUGUGACGGGAAUGAAACAAAACUCUCAGAAUGUUCCAUCUCUUCAUGGAGCCGAGCUGAAUGUUCUCAUAGACGAGAUGUUGGUGUCAUCUGCUCUAAUUCCUCUCUGGCUGUUCAUGAUGGUCUGGUGCGGUUGUCUGGAGAGAGACAGUGUGAGGGGGAGGUGGAAGUUUCCAUCCAUCAGGUCUGGAGGAAAGUUCUGCUGGACUCCUGGAGUCUCACUGAAUCCUCUGUGGUCUGCAGACAGCUGGGCUGUGGCUCUGUGCUGAACUUCUCCGGCUCCUCUUCAUCCAGUCCUGAACACAGUCAUGAGUGUGUGACGGGCUUCCAGUGCUCUGGGAGUGAAGCUCAUCUGGGGAACUGCAGCUCUCCACAAACUCUCAACUGCAGCUCCACACAACAGCUGUCAAUCACCUGCCUUGGUCACGGGUCCAUCAGGCUGGUGGGUUCUGGGGGAGACUGUGCAGGGAGGCUGGAGGUUUUUCACAGCGGCUCAUGGGGGACAGUGUGUGAUGACUCCUGGGAUAUUAAAGAUGCCCAUGUGGUGUGCAGACAGCUGCAGUGUGGAGUGGCCCUCAGUAACCAGCAGGUACCAGCCUGGUUUGGUCCUGGUUCUGGACCCAUAUGGCUGGAUGAGGUGGAGUGUGAGGGGAAUGAGACGUCCCUGUGGAGCUGCUCUUCUCCAGGCUGGGGAAAACAUGACUGUCAACACAAGGAGGAUGUAGCAGUUGUGUGCUCAGAGUUUAAAGAUAUCAGGUUAACUGAGGGCUGUGAAGGGAAUGUGGAGGUUUUCUACAAUGGAUCCUGGGGUAAUGUUUGUUACAAUAAGAUGGACAGAGACACAGCGAGUCUGAUCUGUCAAGAGCUGAACUGUGGAAGAUCUGGUGUUUUGUCUGUUUCUACACCAAGAUUGGAAUCAGCUCCUUACUGGCUGGAUGACGUGAAAUGUCGACCACAUGAUUCAAAUCUGUGGCAGUGUCCAUCGGUACCCUGGGGACAGAAUGACUGUGAUGAGGAUGAAGUGGCCAAAAUCACCUGCUCAGAACAGGAGACUCAUGAGUCCCCUCAUUUGUCUUGCUCCACAUCUCCACAUCAGAGACAGUGUAUGACUCCUACUAUAGUAAACAAUCAUGUUCCUCUCAGACUGAGUGGAGCGGAGAGCCGGUGCUCUGGGAGGCUGGAGGUGUAUCAUAACGCUGUGUGGGGCUCAGUCUGUGAUGAUCUGUGGGACAUCAGCGAUGCUCAGGUGGUCUGCAGACAGCUGGGUUGUGGAGCAGCACUGAGGGCUGAUGGGAAUUCAGUCUUUGGUGCUGGUGAAGGUGUUGUGUGGCUGAACAGAGUCGAGUGCAGAGGGAAUGAGAUUCACCUGUGGGACUGUCCUCUCUCCCUGAAGAACCACACUGACUGCUCCAACAAAUAUCACGCUGGACUCACCUGUGCAGAUUUGUCAGUGUCCACUACUCCUGCCACAACAACAUCAUCUUCUCCUCCAGUUUCUCAGACAGUGAGCUCAACAUCAGUCUCUUGUCCACAAACUCCUCCGUCUCUCUCUGUGCUUGUGAUUGUACUGGGAGUUGUGCUCUUACUGCUCUUAGUGCCACUGCUUAUACUGAUUCAGCAGAACAGAGUGAUGAGGAGAGCUCUCUCUAAGAACACUGAGGCCAUUUAUGAGGACAUUCACAGACCCACUAAUAGACACCAUCUCUUCACUCAUAGGGGAAGUGUCCUUUCUGAAGAACAGUAUUCUGGGUAUGAAGAUGCUGAUAAUUUUCUUUCAGAAUCUGCAGUAGGAGUCACACCUGACUACUAUAAUGAUGUCACCAACUCUAAAGGUCCAGCAGAAGAACAACAAUUUAAAACAGAAAAUUAUGAUGAUGUGAUCACUGUUGGAUUGAGACAUCGUGCUACAGAUGACAUAUCAGAAAGCUAUGAUGAUGUUGUCGUCAUAAGACGUAUGCAGUCUGAAGGAGUAGAUGAUGAGAGAAAUAUCAGUGAAGAUGCGAGAGACUUGUUAGCAGGCUAUGAUUAUUUGAAGGAGGAGCCAAGAAAACAGGGAGGGGCUAUGUUCAGUUUGUGACCACACCCACCACCUCACAGUCUUUUACAGCUUUUAAUUGUCUCAACAAUGAGUUUAAAUGAUACAUACUAUUAAGCUUUAGGUUCAGUCCACCAUUGUUACAAGUUGAAGCAUUAAUAGAUAGCAUGGACUUCAAUUCAAAUAUAUAUAGAACAGAUAAAUAAAACAGACAGGGUAUUUUGUUCGUGUAUUCUCACAUUUCUGGUUAUUUAAUAAAAAGGCUCUAUCAUAUCAUCAUCACUAACGUUUCAAGCUCUGCAUAUGCAUCAAGUUUCUGAGGGUCAGAAGCCCAUACAAGAUAAAAUGACCAACAUGUACUUCUGCUCAAUGAAAAUGUAUUUUGAACUUAUUGCUUUUAGCAAAUAAAUAAAUAAAAGUGAUUUCAUCUUUUCUGAAGUUAGGAGUUCUUCAAAU
Molecule: messenger RNA, 3572 nt
Organism: Megalobrama amblycephala (Wuchang bream)
Lineage: Eukaryota; Metazoa; Chordata; Actinopteri; Cypriniformes; Xenocyprididae
Product: scavenger receptor cysteine-rich type 1 protein M130-like
Exons: 17
Coding region: 120-3158 (1012 amino acids)
Cellular component (GO): membrane
Source: RefSeq, a predicted model, not a curated record